GCGGAACUUCAGUUCGACACCGUCUCUUCUCCACGAACCGUUCCGGAUGUAACACGGUGCGUCCGAGAAAGCAGUCUGUAGUGUGUGUGGUAACAUUACAAGGUGCUCGGUGCUUGAUAAAUAAAAUGACAGCUUGAACUGUUCCCGUAUGUGGAAGCUGUCCGGGGGAGAUAACCGUGUUCACCUUGGCUUUUGCUCUCCGUGCUGCAGACCUGACUGCGGGACAGCCAUGUGGAGCUGCGCACUGAGCCAGAGGCGAGCGGCACACUGCACCGGGUCACUUUGUGGAUUAUUAAACACGGGUAACUAGCUGGGCUUUAGCCAGUGCUGCAACACCUGACAGGAUGAACGCCCACAAAAUAGUUUGUAAGUCUCAUUUGCUCAAGUUGCUGUGGACUUCAGGAAGAAGCGACCGGAUAAAGCGACUCCACGGUGUGUGUGGGCGUGCACCCUUUUCAUCUUGUAGCCCAAAGGUGUGUAUUGUCGGAGCCGGUCCGGCGGGUUUCUACACCGCCCAGCAUCUGAUCAAGAGCCGUCAAGAUGUAGAGGUGGACAUUUAUGAGCGGUUGCCCGUGCCCUUUGGCCUGGUCAGGUUUGGGGUGGCGCCUGACCAUCCUGAAGUUAAGAACGUCAUCAACACGUUCACGCAGACAGCCCAACAUUCGCGCUGUAGCUUCUAUGGGAAUGUGAAUGUGGGAACGGAUGUGAGUGUAAAGGAACUGCAGCAAGCCUACCAUGCAGUCGUACUGAGUUAUGGAGCAGAAGGAAACAGGCGUAUGGGAGUGCCAGGUGAAGACUUGGCCGGUGUGCACGCGGCCAAAGACUUUGUGGGCUGGUACAAUGGACUCCCCGAUAACAGAAAGUUGCAUCCCGACCUGAGCUGUGAGACAGCAGUCAUUUUGGGACAGGGGAAUGUUGCCCUCGAUGUAGCAAGAAUAUUGCUCUCACCCAUGGACAUGUUAAAGAAGACUGACAUCACCCAGCCAGCCUUGGACCUCUUGGCAGAGAGCCGUAUCCGCAGGGUGCUGAUUGUGGGCAGGAGAGGACCCAUGCAGAUCGCUUGCACCAUAAAGGAGGUUAGAGAAAUGGUGAACCUGCCAGACACCAGACCUGAGAUGGUGGCUGCUGAUUUUAAGGGUAUCGCAGAGGCUGUUAAAGAGGUGCCGAGGCCCAGGAAGCGCCUGACAGAGCUGCUGCUGAAGACGGCCCUGGAUGUCCCAACAGAGAAGGAGCAGGAGAAACGAAGUAAAGCCUCCCGUGUCUGGGGCUUCCGCUUCUUCCGGAGCCCCGUCGAGGUCCUGCCGGCCCCCGACCUCAGCAGAGCUGCCGCCAUCCGACUGGCGGUCAACAGGCUGGAGGGCUCGGGUGAGGGAGCCAGUGCAGUGCCCACAGGCGAGGUGGAGGACGUGCCCUGCGGCCUGGUCAUCAGCAGCAUCGGCUACAAGAGCCUCCCCAUCGACCCGCUGCUGCCAUUUGACUCCCGCAAAGCCAUCGUGCCAAACACCAUGGGUCGUGUACAAAAGACUGCAGGUGUGUAUUGUAGUGGCUGGUUGAAGACAGGCCCCACAGGCGUGAUCGGCACCACUAUGAACAACAGUUUUGACACGGCACGCGCCCUCCUGGAGGACAUGGACUCAGGAGCCUUGGAUGUGUCCUCUGCCAAGCCUGGCUCACAAGGAGUCACUCCUCUGCUGGAGAAGAGAGGAGUAAAGCCUGUGGAAUUCUCAGACUGGGAGAAGAUAGACAACGAGGAGAUAAAGAGGGGUGUGGCCAUGGGGAAACCAAGGGAGAAGCUGCUUUCUGUGGAUGAAAUGCUGCACGUGGCCAGGACCUGACUGAAGAGAAGAAACUGUUCGCACAACACUGAACACCGCCAUACGUAAAUGUUGUGAUUAUAACACACGUGUUGCCGCAGACCUUCAAUAAGUGACAUCAUAGGGGGAAAAAAAAUCGCACUGAGAAGACCCUAAGACACUUUCACAGUUGUUGCCGUUCUCAUGUGGUUCCACACAUUCUUGUGGCAAGUAAGUUGCUAUCAUAAACUCUGUCUUGAACCCUUUGAAGAUACUUGAGGCAAAAAUACCUCUGUGUGACACACUGGACCUCAUUUUGUACACGUGGUACAAGUUAGAGAGACACUAAAUUUGUUUGGGACCACACUAACAGACAAAGUCAUUUUUAGAGUGAGCUAUUGGGGUAGCUUGUGUUAAUUUUGACUUUGUCCAGCAGCAUCGAUCUUGUGAAGACUAAGUUUAUGUUUUAUGUGGCACUGGCCUUAAAAACAAGGUGUCUAUUGGAUGCAAUCAGUGAAGUUAUGUAGAUUUCAAAGACACUAUAACUGAAAUAUAAGUUUGAACCAGCACUUGAUCAUGUGGGAGUCAUAAUUUUACUAAUUUUGAUGUAUCAGAAAAUAAAAUGCAACAACUUUCCUGUUUUGUCCUA
Messenger RNA from Myripristis murdjan (pinecone soldierfish), 2442 nucleotides. It is a transcript of the gene fdxr, whose product is annotated as ferredoxin reductase. Gene Ontology annotation, molecular function: oxidoreductase activity. Bases 345 to 1835 code for a protein of 496 amino acids. The record is from RefSeq and is a predicted model, not a curated record. NCBI's taxonomy places the organism in Eukaryota, Metazoa, Chordata, Actinopteri, Holocentriformes, Holocentridae. The transcript is spliced from 12 exons.